AUGUUGUUUAGGUACUUGCGAAAACCUAUUCCUCAGGAUCUCCUGACUUCUCCGGAGGCAUUGCGCUACUUUGAGUAUGGCAUGUUCUGGAUGGGCUUGAUGGCUCCGCCAAGGAACCAGUUGCUAUACCACAUUAUAUCUGCCAUGCUGAUGGCCUGGUGCCUUGUCUAUCUGCCCAUUGGAAUCAUCAUCACGUGUGUCAAGGACAUCAAUACCUUUAAUCCCAGCGAACUCCUGACGGUUCUACAGCUCUUUUUCAACUCGCUAGGCACCCCCAUCAAGGUUUUAUUCUUCAAGAUGCAUUUUUGGCGAUUUCUUAAAGCCCGUAGUCUGCUUAGCGAAAUGGACAAACGAUGCACUGAUAUUGGCGAACGUUUUGUGGUCCAUCGCUGGGUGGUUCACUGCAACAGGGCCUACCUCAUCUAUCAGUGCAUCUAUAUUUGCUACAUUAUAUUCACCUUUCUAUCGGCCACCAUUUCGGGAGUUCCGCCAUGGCGCAUCUAUAAUCCAUUUGUGGAUUGGCGCGAAAGUAGAUCGAACUUCUGGAAGGCAAUCCUCAAUGAGACCUUGCUCAUGCUGUUCUCCGUCUCACAAACUCUGUUGACCGAUAUAUAUGCGCUUAUUUAUGGUUUCAUGCUGAGAGCCCAUAUCAAUCUACUAAAAGACAGGGUCGAAAAACUGUGCACGAAUCCCGAGAGGAAAGAUGAAGAAAAUCAGGAAGAUUUGGUUGAAUGUAUCAAAGAUCACCAAUUGAUCCAAGAAUUUGCCAAGAUGAUACAUCCAGUCAUCGCCCGCACUAUCUUCACGCAGUUCCUUUUAAUAGGCAUUUGUUUGGGCUUGUCCAUAAUAAAUCUGCUCUUUUUUGCAGACUUUUUUACUGGCUUGGCAACAGUUGUUUAUAUCAAUGGCCUGAUGAUCCAAACUUUUCCGUUCUGUUUCGUUUGCGAUCUCAUCAAGUCGGAUUGUGCGCAUCUUGAGAUGGCAAUAUUUCACUCCAAUUGGCUCAACGCCAGCAAAACAUACAAAUUAUCACUCAUAUUCUUCUUGCAUAACUCCCAAAACUCGAUUGCCUUUACAGCUGGCUCAAUUUUUCCUAUAUCUACCAGCUCAAAUAUUCAGGUCGCUAAGUUGGCAUUUUCGGUAGUUACUUUUGUCAAUCAACUAAACAUUGCUGAGCGAUUGACAAAAAAUUAG
Molecule: messenger RNA, 1194 nt
Organism: Drosophila mauritiana
Lineage: Eukaryota; Metazoa; Arthropoda; Insecta; Diptera; Drosophilidae
Product: odorant receptor 98a-like
Exons: 3
Coding region: 1-1194 (397 amino acids)
Biological process (GO): detection of chemical stimulus involved in sensory perception of smell; sensory perception of smell
Cellular component (GO): plasma membrane
Molecular function (GO): olfactory receptor activity; odorant binding
Source: RefSeq, a predicted model, not a curated record